Messenger RNA from Soboliphyme baturini, 375 nucleotides. Lineage: Eukaryota; Metazoa; Nematoda; Enoplea; Dioctophymatida; Soboliphymatidae. The record is from the annotation of a GenBank genome assembly.
AUGAUUUUGGGGCAUUUCGCUUUCGCUCCUUUCGCGAAGAAAUUACUCGCAAGCGUCCCCCCCCCUCCUCAGCGCUCUGAACAUCCGCAACGCCUGCUGAAAGGACAACGUUCUUCGUCGCCUUCCUCCAGCUGUGCUUCAGAUGUUGUCAAUCGGUUGCUAUGCUUGACGGACGAUCAACCGAAUCUGGCGAUGAAUCGGCAACAGUGGCAUUCGAUGUUUUUCUAUGCCGGUUUGCCACCAAUCAGCUACAAGAUCUCUACCGAGGUAUUGACGAACACAAUUCAAGAAAAACUGAACGCCGCACAGCCAAAGGAGCGCGAAGAAUUCAUAACUCAGCUUAGUAAGACGGAUCAUCCCCGGAUGGUGCAAUAA